Solanum tuberosum (potato) is the source of this 3449-nucleotide messenger RNA. Its product is annotated as GTPase Der. NCBI's taxonomy places the organism in Eukaryota, Viridiplantae, Streptophyta, Magnoliopsida, Solanales, Solanaceae. Gene Ontology annotation, molecular function: GTP binding. The record is from RefSeq and is a predicted model, not a curated record. The transcript has 2 exons. Bases 258 to 2159 code for a protein of 633 amino acids.
GUCAUAUGGACCAAUUUUAGCCAAUUUUUUGUUAAAUGAAUAGUAGUACUAUACUAGGUCACAAACACUCUAUCUUCCGCCGCCUUUAAACUCUUCCGCGUUAACCACCGUGUAGCACCACCAUUGUCAUUUGUCGCCGUUCAGAUUCAUCUUUCCAUCACCGCAGCUCGUUGUCCAGUUUCCCCAUUCGGACGACGCGAUAAUGGAGUUCUAUUGAGUCGCGAGGCUCUACGGGUAGGGUGGUCUUGUUUCUAAUCAUGUUGUUGCUAAGAAAUUUGAAGCCUUUUUUCAGGCGGAAAAGCCAUUAUAGCUUCGGUAUCCUCUCUAGAGCAACUACUUUACCGGACCAAAUCACUUCAGAAUUUAACGAAAUAUGCUGCCGCAGAACUUUUUGGAGCUCUACUUCAAGCUGCAAUGAGAUGAUUGGAUUGUCAUCAAGUAAUUCUCGAAAUCCUUAUUUCUUUCAUAAUGUUGCGGAAUUCUGUACUUUGUUAGGUCAAGAGAAGGCAGAUGAAUUGUUAGAUAAUGCUGCUGCUACUAGUAGUAGUGAUAGAGGAAAGGAAGCGAAAUAUACUACUAGAGAGAUGGUUGAUUUUACACAGAUUCAUAUUAACAAGCUGCCAAGGGUUUUAAUCAUGGGACGCCCUAAUGUAGGGAAAUCAGCAUUGUUUAACCGAUUGAUACGAAGGAGGGAGGCGCUUGUGUACAACACUCCUACUGAUCAUGUUACUCGGGAUAUACGAGAAGGUAUUGCAAAAUUGGGGAAUUUGAGGUUUAAGGUGUUGGAUUCUGCUGGUAUAGAAGCAGAGGCUUCUUCUGGUUCUGUUCUUAGUAGAACUGCAGAAAUGACUGGAAAUGUGUUGUCGAAAACUCAAUUGGCACUCUUGUUAGUUGAUGCAAGAGAUGGAGUGUUGCCUAUGGAUUUGGAUGUUGGAAAGUGGUUGAGGAAGAAUGCACCUGGAAUGAAAACUAUUGUGGUGAUGAAUAAAGCUGAAUCGCUGGAUGAUUGUGAUGGUACACUUGCAUCUGCUGCUGGUGAGGCUUAUAGAUUAGGAUUUGGGGAUCCCAUUGCUUUAUCUGCUGAGACUGGACUUGGAAUGGCUGAACUUCAUGAGACUCUUAGACCAUUACUUGAAGAAUAUGUGCUCCAAAACAACUUAUGUGCUGAUGAGGAGGUACAGGAUAAUGACUCCUCCUCUGAAGAUAUGGAGUGUAAAUUGCCAUUGCAGUUGGCAAUUGUUGGACGGCCCAAUGUUGGAAAGUCAACCUUGUUGAACACAAUCUUGCAAGAAGAUCGUGUUUUAGUUGGCCCUGAGGCUGGUUUGACUAGAGAUUCCAUCCGCGCUGAAUUUCAGUACGAAGGAAGAACCAUUUAUUUGGUUGACACAGCAGGCUGGUUGGAGAGGACAAAACAACAGGAGAAGGGCCCUGCAUCUUUAAGUAUUAUGCAAUCAAGGAAACACCUUAUGAGAGCACAUGUAAUUGUUUUGGUCCUCGAUGCAGAAGAGAUUGCAAACACUAGGCGAAGCAUGAAGCAUGUUGAAGUAGUUAUAGCAAGGCGAGCGGUUGAGGAAGGACGUGGUCUUGUUGUGAUUGUAAAUAAGAUGGAUCUUCUAAGAGGGAAAGAAAAUUACAAAUUGUACAAGAGCGUAACUGAAGCUGUCCCCCAAGAAAUUCAGACAGUUAUUCCCCAGGUCACAGGGAUACCUGUUGUAUUUGUUUCAGCUCUAGAAGGAAAGAGCCAGAUAGCUGUAAUGAAUCAGGUCAUCGAAACAUAUGAAAAGUGGUGUUUGAGAUUGCCAACAGCUCGUCUUAACCGUUGGCUAUGUAAGGUAAUGAGCAGACAUUCAUGGAAAGAUCAGGCAGCUCAACCCAAGAUCAAGUAUUUCACUCAGGUGAAAGCUAGACCUCCAACUUUUAUUGCAUUUAUGAGUGGAAAAACCCAGCUCUCAGAUACAGAUUUGAGGUUCCUAACUAGAUCUUUGAAGGAAGACUUUGACUUGGGUGGAAUACCAGUCCGUAUAUUGCAACGAACUGUUGAAGGAAAUAGUAGAACUAGUACCAGCAGCAAGAACAAGCAAUCAGCUAAUAGAAUGAUGGAAAGGGUUGUUUCAGACAAAAGAACAAUCCUUGCUGUAGAAAACAGCAGAACCACUUGAAUUAUCCAAACUUUAGCGUAUUGUAUGUGGUCAUAUCUUUAAUUCAGAAAAAAGACAGAAAGAGUAUUUUUGGUCUUUGGGAAGGCGUAUAUCCACUUUGGAUUGGGUGCCCGGCAUAGGGCUUUUGACGUACCUUGUAAACUCCCUCCACCAUUGUCUCAAGUCUUUUCUCCAUUGUAUCCUAUCAUAGACGAUAGCCCUCUAUAUUUUAUGCUUUAUGUGAAUAUGUCAAGGAAGUUAAGUUUUCUUUUUUCUUUUAAUUAAUAUAGGGUGAAAAUCAUUUUGUUUCUUCUACAUGACUGAGUCUUUCAAUGCUUUUGUGGUAAAAGUUAGAGAGAAAUAGUUCUAAAUUCUUGGAAUAGAUUAGAAGAAAAACUAUGACUAGAUUUUAACAGAGGUAUGAAAUAGCUUCUGCUUUGGAUACUCCGAUUCCACCAAAAGUAAGAGAAAGAGUUACUUAAAAUCAGGAGGAGGGAAGAAAGAGUUACUCAACACCUGUUUCAAGUGCAUGGCUUGAAAAAUUAUGUGGUGGAUUUGAAGCAAAUGUCAUGUCAAUGUAGAGUGCCAUGCCGACAUGCUCUAAUGCUGCAUGACUCAUAUUAGAGAAGAUCCUACCAAAUUUGUUCAUCCCCUACUCAAUGAAGAAUGCUAUAUGAAGACGUAUUCUAGAAAGAUCAAUCCAGUACCGGAAGAGAGCAAUGGCCAGUUGUAGAUCACACUGUUGUGCAUCCUAAUAAGGAAAUGGAGAAGAGGAGAGGUAGAUAACCAAUUAAAUGGAGAAGAGAACUAGAUGAACAACCAGCCAAAAAGAGAGCAAUUCAUUGCACUUGCAAAAUAUGCCAUCAAAUUGGGCAUAGUAGUGGGAAGAAAACAUCAAGUACAAAUGCUGGCAAACUUCAUUAUGAUUUGCAAAAACCACCGGAUCUCUAGUUGCUGGAGUAGCCGCUUUUAGAACCACAUUAUUCACAGUUGGAGUUCCAAAAAGGAUGCAUCUUCAAGUCCAAAGCACUUCUGCUCGUUGCAUACCUUGAUCCACUGCUGUACGGAUAGUGUUUGCUGCUGCAGUUUGAGCAGCAAACAGUUUUCUUCUUCCCGUACCUUUUGAAUCCAGAAGUACCAGCGGACUUUAUCCUUCCUUCCUAUGUAUAAUCAAUCAGUAGUGAGAUAGUACUGUGAGUUUUUACUUGCCGUCUCACUCUUUGGUUUUGUUAGGCAUAUCAUUAUCUUUCAUCUUAUGUUACAUUAUACGUUCUCAUCUAGAAAAAGUCGAAUCGGCAUACAGAUUUUUGA